This is a messenger RNA of Patiria miniata (bat star), 2156 nucleotides long. Its product is annotated as choline dehydrogenase, mitochondrial-like. Gene Ontology annotation, cellular component: mitochondrial inner membrane. Lineage: Eukaryota; Metazoa; Echinodermata; Asteroidea; Valvatida; Asterinidae. Gene Ontology annotation, molecular function: choline dehydrogenase activity; flavin adenine dinucleotide binding. Bases 354 to 2153 code for a protein of 599 amino acids. The record is from RefSeq and is a predicted model, not a curated record. The transcript has 2 exons.
ACAGUGAUAACAAGUGUGUGCUUGCUAAACGUCCAAUCAGAUUAAAUGGUAAAUUGUUGACAUUUGUGGACAAAGGUCAGAUUUUACAAGAGUUCCAUCAUGAAUAUUGGGCAUUACACAACCAGCAGGUAGUCACAUAUAGUGUGUACCUCAUACUGUGCAAUAGUGACUGUGGUAGAAGACUGUCCAUAGAGUUUUCAACCCUGGAGGUUUUUGCUCUUCAGACAAGUUGAGUCAUUUCCACACAUGUACAAGCAAUUUUGAUAGCCAUCAUCUGUAUAAGCAAUUUUUUGGCUUGUGGUUGGAAGCGAAACUCUGACAUUUUUUUCAGUGCAAGGUCAUCUAUGUGAAUCAUGAACACCUCGAGGGUUACUCUUCUCAGGAAUCUUCCAAGAUGGAGGAUGGCUCCAUGGAAACACAAUGAAGUCCUCAUCCCUGCAACAUGGUUCCAAAGGUAUCAAGCCAUUCAUUCCACAAGCAGGCUGCGGGCCGAUCAGAAUGAGUACACCCAUAUCAUCGUGGGUGCUGGGUCGGCAGGGUGCGUCUUAGCCAACAGACUCAGCGCGGAGCCAACCAACAAUGUCUUACUCCUAGAAGCGGGACCCAAGGACUACUCUUGGAAGAUCCACAUGCCGGCUGCCCUGAUGUACCCACUCACUUCGGACACCUAUAACUGGUUCUAUACCACAGAGCCAGUACCCCACAUGAAUAACCGAGAGAUGUACUGGCCUCGCGGGCGUGUCUGGGGUGGGUCCUCUUCCAUCAAUGCAAUGUGUUACGUCAGGGGCCACGCCCUUGACCAAGACCGCUGGGAGAAGGAAGGAGCUGAGGGUUGGUCCUACGCAAACUGCCUGCCCUACUUCCGUCGGGCACAAACCCACGAACUUGGGCCAAAUGAGUACAGAGGUGGAGACGGUCCCCUUCAUGUUUCCCGUGGGAAAUCUGAUAAUCCACUUUAUCAGGCUUUCAUAGAUGCAGGAGUUCAGGCUGGUUAUCCAGCAACAGAUGACAUGAAUGGCUAUCAACAAGAAGGCUUUGGUUACAUGGACCUCAGUGUCCAUAAGGGCUUCCGUUGGAGCGCAGCUAGUGCUUACCUCCGUCCGGCUAUGAAACGUAAGAAUUUGACAGUCACCUCAAAGCUUCUCACAACUCGGGUGCUGUUUGAAGGAACCAAAGCCGUAGGGGUAGAGUACUUGCAGAAGGGACAGAAGACCACAGCUCGAGCAUCUCGGGAAGUUAUUUUGUGCGGUGGUGCUAUCAACUCGCCCCAGCUGCUGAUGCUGUCAGGUAUUGGUGACGCAGAUGAGCUCAGUAAGCAUAGUAUCCCUGUUGUAGCCCAUCUUCCAGGAGUUGGGCAGAAUCUGCAAGACCAUUUGGACCUCUACUUGCAGUACCAGUGCACCCAGCCGAUCACGCUCUACACAGCACAGUGGAAGUUUCCUCACAACAUGAUCCGCAUCGGCUUGCGCUGGUUCUUGUUCCAAAGUGGUCUUGGUGCCUCACCCCAUUUAGAAGCAGGCGGCUUCAUAAGGAGUCAACCUGGUGUGGAACACCCAGACAUCCAGUUCCAUUUCCUCCCAUCUGUUGUGAUUGACCACGGAAGAAUAAUGGGCUACUGCCAUGCCUACCAAGUCCAUGUAGGCUCAAUGCGGGCCACAAGUAAAGGUUACGUCAAACUACGAUCUAACAACCCUGAGGAGCACCCGAUCAUCCAGCCCAACUACUUGGAGACUGAGAUCGACCGUUGGGAGAUGAGACAGUGUGUUCGUCUUGCCCGUGAAAUCAUGUCUCAGAAGGCCUUUGAUCCCUUCCGAGGUCCUGAAAUCCAGCCAGGCGCUGCAGCUGAGAGUGACAAAGAUCUUGACGAGUUUGUGCGAAAGACAGGAGACAGUGCCUACCACCCAUCUUGUACUUGCAAAAUGGGCAGCACCUCGGAUCCCAUGACCGUCGUGGAUAGCCAGACAAGAGUACUAGGUGUGGAGAAUCUGAGAGUGGUCGACGCGUCCAUCAUGCCAAGCAUUGCCAGUGGAAACCUCAACGCUCCAACCAUCAUGAUUGCAGAGAAGGCAGCUGAUAUCAUCCUAGGAAAGGAACCACUACCCAAGUCAGAUGCACCCGUGUACCGGCCUGCAACCUUGGAAACUCAGCGUUAAUAU